AUUAGAAAUGGCCGUAGACCCGGACCAAAUCUACAAGGCCCUUCGCCCAGUGCCAGAGUUCGACGGCAAUCCGAACAUACUGACUAGGUUUAUCAGAAUUUGUGACCAAAUCGUCACACAGUAUAUAAGAACAGAUCCUGGCAACGAAUUAAAUAACCUCAGCUUAAUAAAUGGUAUAUUAAAUAAAAUAACUGGUCCUGCCGCCAGGACCAUAAAUUCAAAUGGCAUACCAGAGAACUGGUUAGGUAUCCGUACUGCCCUCAUUAAUAAUUUUUCAGAUCAAAGAGAUGAGACCGCUUUAUACAAUGACCUCUCCUUACUAACACUGGCAAACAAUAAUGAUCAGAUCAACGGACAGCCUCUGAAAAUAACUGAAAUCCCGAAGGAUGCAAAAAUCACAGGACCCAUUAGACCUCAUAUCAAGCUCACCUCCUUGAACCUGGAGAAAAUACACCAAAUCCAAGAUGAUAUAAUCCAACAACAUCCUGUGGACCUAGAACAAAGUGACGUCACGAACCAAGCACUCUUUCAUAGGACAAUACCCUUUUACGGAGCACUCUGCGGCGCGAUUGUCCUAGCUGUUGUAAUCGCUGUUCAUCGGCACAAGUCUUGCAACAUAACCCUGGAAAAGAAGCCACGCGAAGAAACCUCAAAAUUUCACCCGUACGAGAGUCCAGAAGAACCCCAGAAGAAGGACCGAAUUCCGGUGUGGCGGGUAGCCAUC
Molecule: messenger RNA, 724 nt
Organism: Bombyx mandarina (wild silkworm)
Lineage: Eukaryota; Metazoa; Arthropoda; Insecta; Lepidoptera; Bombycidae
Source: RefSeq, a predicted model, not a curated record